AUGCAAGAGAAAGUGAUGCACUUUUCACUAUUAGCUUUGCACAUGAUACACAUGUCGAGGUUUUCAAAAACUUCUGGAAAGAUAAAAGAAGCCAUAUCAAAUCUCCCGGUUGCAACCAAAGAUGAUGACACUGAAGAAGCUGCUACCCUGAAAGAUGAAACAGACACAGUAGAUGCAGACAAUCGGACAAAACAGGACACGUAUUUGGUUGCUACAUUUGGAGGAGAUAGGAUGGAAGAGUUUGAUCCGUUUGGGCUUGAUGCUCUAAUUCCAAGCACAUCGAAGAAAGAUGAAAAAACAAAGGGAAAGAAAGAAGCAGGUGCAAAGAUUAGGAAGGAAGAAGAGGAUGAGACCAAAAAAUUUCUCAAAUCACAGAGAGAAGUCUUGAUCCUUUGUUUAGAGAUUGCUGCAAAGCGUUACAAAACGCCAUGGUGCCAAACAGCAAUCGACAUCUUAGUGAAGCAUGCCUUUGAUAACAUUUCGAGGUUCACCUCUAAACAAAGGGAUGCCAUUGAGAAACUUUGGGCUUCUAUACGAGAACAGCAAACACGUAGGAAGCAAGGCAAAUCUGUAACUGGGAAACUUGAUGUGAAUGCUUUUGAAUUUCUCCAGCAAAAAUACGCGAAUAAGAAGAUCAGCAUUCGGCAUGCUGUUGGAGGUAGUGGGCAGCGUCGUGCUGAACAGUGGCUUGGUUAAUAACAUACAUUUGAUUGAUGUGCUUGUCAUAUGGAUAUUUACUGCUCCAAAGAAAAGAAAGAGAGGAAAAGGUUGAAUUUCAAUCCUACAUCAAUUUGAUUGUGUACAUACUACCUGUUUCUUAUAUUUGCUGCCUUCUCCACUUAGUCUUUUCUUUCUUCUCCUUUUGCUCCUCUUACCUGACUAGUUUCAUUAUGCUGUAGCGGAAUUACAAUCAUGUCUUGUAAGGAGUCCGGCUGUGCAUGUUUUACAUUUUUCUGACCGCGUAGUGGCAGGAUUCUUGCCCUUAUUGAAACUGUUAUACUUUUCUGAAUUGGUUUUAACAUUCUCAUGAAAUUCAGAGUCUCCCAUUUGGAAAUGUACUUCUGAAGAGGUCUUGGGUGGGACAAUUAGUGGCUAAUUUCUCACCGUGACUGGUUAAGGUAAGUUUGUUUUU
Messenger RNA from Ilex paraguariensis (yerba mate), 1132 nucleotides. Lineage: Eukaryota; Viridiplantae; Streptophyta; Magnoliopsida; Aquifoliales; Aquifoliaceae. The record is from the annotation of a GenBank genome assembly.